This is a messenger RNA of Aethina tumida (small hive beetle), 646 nucleotides long. Its product is annotated as high mobility group protein HMG-I/HMG-Y-like. Bases 158 to 436 code for a protein of 92 amino acids. Lineage: Eukaryota; Metazoa; Arthropoda; Insecta; Coleoptera; Nitidulidae. The record is from RefSeq and is a predicted model, not a curated record. The transcript has 3 exons.
UGCGAACAAGUUGAGGAUGCAAUUCCGAGGCACUGUUUUGAUUGGUUGCAGACAACGCCGGUUUGUGCAAAACAGAACACCCUAGUGGGCAUUAGUGAUUCAGCCGUUGAGCGGUGUGGACGAUCUGCUGAUCUGAAAUCACGUAAGAAAAUCAAAAAUGUCCGACGAAGAAGUCCACUACAAAAGGGGUCGCAAGGAAGCCACCAAAAGAUCCAAAAAGGAAACCAAAGAAGAUUCCAACAAUGAGGAGGAGGUGCCCGUAAAGCGAGGCCGUGGCAGGCCCAAGGGGUCAACAAACAAGGGUAAGGAAAAAGCGAAGGCCAACGGCACGGGCAGAAGGGGUAGAUCCAAGGUAGAAAAACCAGAACCCAAAGAAGAUUCUGCCGAUGAGGAUAAGAAUGGCGACAAGAGCAGUGAUGAAGAAGAAGAUGAUUAAACAUUUUUAAGUUCCGUUUUAAAUAUUUUCCGUGUUUGCCUUGUCUUUGUAUAUAUUUAAGUUGAUUAAGCCUAAAUUAUCAUUUUUAUGUUAACUAAUCCUAAUUUACAACAUUUGAACUGAUCUGAAUCUCAUUCCAUUAUAUUUGAUUUUAUUUUGUAAGUACGUAUAUGUAUUUCAGUUUAAUGAAAUAAAAGUUUAAGUAUUUUU